Serpula lacrymans var. lacrymans S7.9 is the source of this 853-nucleotide messenger RNA. RefSeq lists its product as uncharacterized. Lineage: Eukaryota; Fungi; Basidiomycota; Agaricomycetes; Boletales; Serpulaceae. The coding region runs from base 1 to 783 and encodes 260 amino acids. The record is from RefSeq and is a predicted model, not a curated record. The transcript has 4 exons.
AUGCGUUAUUCGGCCAGUCCCCUUGCCCUCCUUGUGACUCUUGCCGCAUCGUCGAGCUUGUCUGGCGUCCUCGGUGCUCCCGCUAGUGAUAACGGUGUUCAGGCAGCUAAUGAUCAUGAAGGCCAUCACUCUCAUACCCAUGUUCCAGGAUCCCAUGUCCACCAUGGCACCCACGCGCACGAUCCCGCAAACGCCCACGGUCACCACAAACGCCAACCUGUCUACGCGCACGGCCAUUCGAAAUCAUCGCACAACCAUUCGAACCCACCGCACGGUCAUGACGCACGCGGGCUCUUGGACCCAGUGACUUCUCUCCUGAGUGGCCUUCUUGCGUCCCUACAAAAUCUUUUGGACGGGACUCCUUUGGACAACGAAACAGCCGCGGUACUGGCAGACACCGUGCAAAAAUUGCAGGACAUACAUCCUGAAUUGAGCACACUAGGAAGUACUGUAUCGGGUUUAACAGGCGGCCUUACUUCAGGCAGCCUUGGUUCAGGUAUUUCAGGAAUAGACGGCCUUACUUCAUCACUACCAGGAACACAAGGAGAACUCCCAGGCCUUUCACCCCUUCCACAGCUAGCAGUUCCGGCUGCGAAGCCCAAUGUGUCGCCUGCUAACGUGACUAGUGCCAUACCCAACGUAUCACCUGCCAACGUGACCAGUGCUAUACCACCUCUACCAGUUAACGCAUCCGCGGUGGUACCCGCUACCACAUCUGCUCCCGCGCCCAGCCCACCAGCCCAGACCCCGGCCGCUGCAGAUCGUUUCAUUUAUCUGGAAUGAUAGCAUGUCUGUCUGGUUCGUCGUGUAUGUAAACAAGUUGUAUUUGGUCCAAUAUCACAUUCUUUAUGGC